Messenger RNA from Sipha flava (yellow sugarcane aphid), 2998 nucleotides. Its product is annotated as piwi-like protein Siwi. Bases 289 to 2931 code for a protein of 880 amino acids. Gene Ontology annotation, biological process: regulatory ncRNA-mediated gene silencing. NCBI's taxonomy places the organism in Eukaryota, Metazoa, Arthropoda, Insecta, Hemiptera, Aphididae. Gene Ontology annotation, cellular component: P granule. The transcript is spliced from 18 exons. Gene Ontology annotation, molecular function: piRNA binding; protein binding. The record is from RefSeq and is a predicted model, not a curated record.
CUCGUUGCUCAGUGUUCAUUUGUUCUUCGCACUUCGUACAGACCAUUUCAGGAACUGUUUAGUACAAAAAAAAAAUAGUUUUUGUUAAUCCAAAUACAUAGAUUUCGUUUAUCGUCGUUCACCGUUAUUUUGAUAACAAUAUCCGAUUAGCAGUUCACCGCAGCUGUCAUCCGCUUUACGUCACCGGUGACAGCCUACUGUUUUUUUUUUUUUUUUGUUCGACUCCGGUUUCCUGUACGUGUUUAGCGAUUUGGUUUUCUGUCGAUUUGUUUUACAGUUAAAGUUACUAUGAAUCCAUCUGACGGUAGAGGUAGAGCUAGAGGCAGAGGGAGAGGCUUAGCUCGUGGGCAAUCUCAGCCAAUCAGACCAGCAAAUCAGCAAGGGUCACCAACACAGGCUGGAAAUCCAAGAUUUGCAGGACCUCGACCUGCACAACCUCGGUCUGGAAAUACAAAUGUGCCACGAGUACCUGGACCAAGAACAUCAAGACCUUCUAUUGAAGAAGUAACAACUAAAUUCUCCGAAAUGGAAACAGGUACACCAAUACCAAUUGGUCGUGGAGCAAUUCGGGGCCGGGAACCAAUAGUUACUCCUCAAAUUUCCUACUAUAGGGCUCCAAGACCUGAAUCGUCUAAAAGUCAAACUGGAAAACAAGGAGCCUCCGGACAACCAGUGUCAUUGAUAUCAAAUUAUUUUCCAAUCAAAACUUAUACAAAUUGGACCCUAUAUCAGUAUCGUGUUGACUUUAGUCCCGAAGAAGAUAAAGUUAUGGUUCGACGAGGUCUGUUAAGCAAUCAUAAAGAUUUUUUAGGAGCUUACUUAUUUGAGGGUACUAUGUUGUUUAGUAGUAAAAAAUAUAAAUCAGAUAAAUUUGAGCUGACAUCAAAACGUAAUUCAGACGGACAAAUAUUUAUUAUAACUGUAACAUAUACUUCUGUAUUGGAACCUGGUGAUUAUGCAUAUCUCCAAGUUUUCAAUUUAUUGUUGCGAAAUUGUCUUAGACAUUUAGAGUUAAAAUUAAUUGGAAGAAACUACUAUGAUCCAGUGGCUAAAAUUUGCAUAGAAAAAUUACGACUCCAACUUUGGCCUGGUUAUGAGACAACAAUUGGGAUGUUUGAUAGUGGACUAUUACUCCGCUCAGAAAUAUCCACCAAAGUGAUGCGCGAGGAAACUGUUUAUGAUUUACUUCAAGAAUUCAUGAGAGAAAGUCAUCGUGAUAGGGACUGGUUUAUUAAAUUUAAAGCUGCUGUAAUUGGGACAACAGUUCUUACAAAUUAUAAUAAUCAAACAUAUAGAAUUGAUGAUGUUGAUGAUAAAAGCACCAUUAAGUCCACAUUUCCAAAAAAAGAUGGAACUCAAAUGUCAUAUAUAGAUUAUUACCAUCAAAAAUGGAACAUUAAACUCAAAAAUGUUGGACAGCCUCUGUUAAUUUCUAAAAAGAAAAAGAAUGUACUUGAUAAGAGUGAUACUGAUAGAGCAAUUUAUCUAAUUCCUGAAUUAUGUAUUCUGACUGGGCUUUCUCAAAGUAUGAGUGAUAAUAGAAUGAUGAUGAGAGAAUUAGCAGAAUUUACACGAGUUAAUCCUAGAGAAAGGAUUAUUAGAUACAAUAAAUUCAUGAAUCGUCUCCUUUCUACUCCUAAGUCUGUAGAAACAUUGAAAAAUUGGAAUUUAGAACCUGGUAAAAAUCUGGUCAAUAUUAAUGGUCGUGUUUUACCACCUCAAAAAAUUGCUUGUAAUACACAUCAAUUUAGUGCUGGAGAUAGAGGUGAUUGGUCAAAUGCUCUACGUAAUGCUCCAAUGUACACUUCUGCUAGUAUCAAACGUUGGGCUAUAGUAGCUCCACAAAAUGUUAUGGCUGAUGUACAGAAAUUUUUAGGUUCUCUUAAACGGGUAUCAGAUGCAAUGUCAUUUUUUUUGCCAAGACCUGACAUAAUUCCUAUUCCAAACCCUACUAUUAAGUCUUAUACAGAUGCAUUUGAGAACGCAAUUAAUGGAAUGAAUCCAUCUUUUAUUAUGUGCAUAAUUCCAUCUAAUCGUGGUGAUACUUAUAGUGCAAUUAAACGCCACUUAUGUGUAUUUAGAGCAGUUCCAUCACAAGUAAUUGUUUUAAGGAAUGUGCAAAAUAACAAUUUGUCAGUGAUUACUAAAAUCGCUAUACAAAUUAACAGUAAACUUGGAUGUGCUCCAUGGCUGGUUAAAAUUCCCAGAAAAAACAUGUUGAUUAUAGGGUUCGAUGUUUGCCAUGAUAAACAAAAUAAAAAUAAAUCGUUUGGUGCUUUAGUAGCUUCCAUUAAUGAUGAGCAAACUGUUUACUACAGUUGUGUGACAGAACAUGUUAGCGGACAGGAGCUGUCAGAUUUCUUUACUGCAAACAUGACGAAAGUUUUACAUGCAUACAGGUCUCAUAAUAAUAAGCUUCCCUCUGGCAUUAUGAUUUAUAGAGAUGGUGUAGGUGAUGGUCAGUUGUCAUAUGUACAUAAAACUGAACUUGCAAAUAUUAAGAGUGUCUGUAAAGAAUUCUAUAAGGAUGAAGAAGAAUCUCCUCAAUUGGCAUUUAUUAUUGUUAAAAAGCGUAUAAGUACUAGAUUUUUUACCAGUGGUCAAAACCCUCAAAAUCCACCUCCAGGAACAAUUAUUGAUAGUGUUGUUACGGAUCCUACGAUGUAUGAUUUUUACCUCAUCUCACAACAUGUAGGUCAAGGUACGGUUACACCUACUCAUUAUAAUGUGAUUGAAGAUACUUUUAAAGAUUGGUCUCCUGAUAAAAUGCAACAGGUUACUUACAAAUUGACACAUAUGUACUUCAAUUGGUCGGGUACUGUGAGGGUUCCUGCACUGUGUCAAUAUGCACACAAGCUAGCUUUUUUCGCGUCACAAAUAUUAAGAGGAACACCAAAUACUGGAUUAAACCAGCUUCUCUACUUUUUGUAAAAUUGUACACCAUUUUUAUUUAUUUUUUUUUUAUUUUUUUUUUGUUUAUCCAUAUUGUUUAUUCUGU